Molecule: messenger RNA, 1976 nt
Organism: Sorghum bicolor (sorghum)
Lineage: Eukaryota; Viridiplantae; Streptophyta; Magnoliopsida; Poales; Poaceae
Product: glutamate dehydrogenase
Exons: 10
Coding region: 418-1653 (411 amino acids)
Biological process (GO): L-glutamate catabolic process
Cellular component (GO): mitochondrion
Molecular function (GO): L-glutamate dehydrogenase (NAD+) activity
Source: RefSeq, a predicted model, not a curated record
GACACGCACGCACCGAGAACCCCAAAGCAGUUGGAAUUGGAAUCCCAGGUGGAUCCAAUUCUGCCAAUUGCAAAGCUCCUGGCGUCAUCUCCCAAUUACUUCGUUCUCCUCCCCACGCCGGCCGGACUGCCGGAGGAGGAGCCCUUUUUGCGCUUUAGCACCAGGUCCAAAUUCCCCCAUAUCUUGGCUGCCCUCCGAGCACAAGUGUUUUCCAUGCAUGAUGCGUCGCAGGAGGAGCGGGUUUCCCCUAUAAAACCCCGCGUAACCCCCCGCUCGGAUGGCACGGACGCACCGCGCACUCGGUGGUGGAAUUCCUCGCCCGCGCCGCUUCCUCCGCCGGCCUCCGCUGCUAGUGCUAGGUGCUAGCUGAGUAUUCCAUUUCAGGUCUGUUUCUGAAGGGAGAUUUCGUCGAACAGGAUGAAUGCAUUGGCAGCAACCAGCAGGAACUUCAAGCAGGCAGCUAAGCUGCUGGGCCUCGACUCCAAGCUGGAGAAGAGCUUGCUCAUUCCAUUCAGGGAGAUCAAGGUUGAAUGCACAAUCCCAAAAGAUGAUGGGACUUUGGCAUCCUAUGUUGGAUUUAGGGUUCAACAUGACAACGCUAGGGGACCUAUGAAGGGUGGAAUCAGAUACCACCAUGAGGUUGACCCUGAUGAAGUCAAUGCCUUGGCACAACUGAUGACAUGGAAAACAGCAGUGGCUAACAUACCAUAUGGAGGAGCUAAAGGUGGAAUAGGAUGUAGCCCUGGAGACCUGAGCAUCUCCGAGCUUGAGAGGCUUACCCGAGUUUUUACUCAGAAAAUCCAUGACUUAAUUGGCAUCCAUACCGACGUUCCAGCUCCAGAUAUGGGCACCAACUCACAGACAAUGGCAUGGAUACUUGAUGAAUACUCAAAGUUCCAUGGUUACUCACCUGCUGUUGUGACAGGAAAGCCUGUUGACCUUGGAGGAUCAUUGGGAAGAGAUGCAGCUACUGGAAGGGGGGUUCUGUUUGCUACUGAAGCUUUGCUUGCAGAGCAUGGCAAAGGCAUUUCAGGCCAGCGUUUCGUCAUACAGGGAUUCGGUAACGUUGGUUCCUGGGCAGCUCAGCUGAUCAAUGAAGCCGGUGGCAAGGUGAUUGCUAUCAGUGAUGUCACAGGCGCUGUCAAAAACGUCAAUGGCCUUGACAUUGCCCAGCUAGUGAAGCACUCGGCGGAGAACAGAGGGAUCAAGGGCUUCAACGGGGGAGAUGCCAUCGAUCCAAACUCAUUGCUCACUGAAGAGUGCGACGUCCUCAUCCCAGCAGCGCUUGGGGGAGUCAUAAAUAAGGAUAAUGCUAACGACAUAAAAGCAAAGUACAUCAUCGAGGCUGCCAAUCACCCCUCAGACCCAGAGGCAGACGAGAUCCUGUCAAAGAAAGGCGUCAUCAUCCUCCCCGACAUCCUCGCCAACUCUGGCGGUGUCACAGUGAGCUACUUCGAGUGGGUUCAGAACAUCCAGGGGUUCAUGUGGGACGAGGAGAAGGUGAACGCGGAGCUCCGGACGUACAUGACGCGCGCCUUCGGGGACGUGAAGGAGAUGUGCCGGAGCCACAACUGCGACCUCCGCAUGGGCGCCUUCACGCUGGGCGUCAACCGCGUCGCGCGCGCCACCGUCCUCAGGGGAUGGGAAGCCUGAUGAUGAUACCGUCUCGUGUCCGUGCCCCACUGCGUUUGCUGCGCGUCGUGUCCUCUUGAGCCUUGUUUUUCUUUGGUUAUUAUAUGUCGAUCGAUCGAUCAACGGAGGUCCGGGAAAAACAAGUUCGGUUAAUAAUUCCAGGAAGUGCGUCUUCUUGGAGACCAAUAGCGGAAGAAGGGUAAUAAGUCUGUAGCCCAUAGCUGCCUGAGAUGAUGCUUGUUGGUGGUCUGCAAGCAGCAAUGCCAAUGCCAUUUGGUUUUCUUGCACGACUUUGGGUCAUCCAGCCACGUUAUGGAAUAUGGUAUAUGCAAAUCCAUUUGUUA